AUGACCAUUGCACAGAUGGAUUUCAGCAAUUCAGCGAAUUCACAUAAAAUUAGCGAUAUGGCGCCACGACGAAAAUCGCCCGCGGAAAUCCUGGCCGCCAGGCAAGCCCUUCGAGCACACACAAAUGCUCUCAAACUAGAAGCAGCUCAGGCGACGAUCUCACAAGCAGCGCGAACAGCUGCCACCUCAAAAUCACUAUCUACACGCACUGCCGCAGCAUCGGGUGGUCGGAUUUCCAAGAAACCCACUAAAAAAUCAGCGACGGCGGAGAAGCGGGGCAGUUUUUUGCGCAAGAUCCAGACUGGAGCGAGCGGGAAAGCGCCGGUGCUUGCGGCUGCUAGCUCACGACGACGGGUCGUGAUGCCAAAAGUUAAGACGAGUAUGGAGUCUAUUGUGGCCGAGAGUUUGAAGCCUGCUGAGGCGCCUGUGAAAAACAGUCUUGAUGGUGUUGUCACACUGUCCAAAUCUGCGCGCAAAAGGAAGAACAGAGCCGUAAAGGAGAAACUUGCGGGCAAUGAUCUGACAGAGCUUAUGGACGCCCUCCCCGAGACAGAGCAGGAUGAUGGAGACGAUGCUAUGGAUGAGGAUAUGGAGGACGGCGGUGCGGUCGCUGGCAAGGGUAAUGCUGCUGACGUGUACCUUGAUGCCAAACAUGAUCGACCGGUGUCUUUGAAAGCCGGCGAGAAAGUGGUAAAGCAGGAGAUUGACAGAUUCGGUAAAGUCAUGACUGAGGCGACGUUUCGGGAGAAUCCCUUUGCCGCUCUUCGGGGAUUUAUCCAGCAGAGAAUUUAA
Molecule: messenger RNA, 792 nt
Organism: Myxozyma melibiosi
Lineage: Eukaryota; Fungi; Ascomycota; Lipomycetes; Lipomycetales; Lipomycetaceae
Product: ribosome biogenesis protein SLX9-domain-containing protein
Exons: 3
Coding region: 1-792 (263 amino acids)
Biological process (GO): maturation of SSU-rRNA from tricistronic rRNA transcript (SSU-rRNA, 5.8S rRNA, LSU-rRNA)
Cellular component (GO): 90S preribosome; nucleolus; preribosome, small subunit precursor
Source: RefSeq, a predicted model, not a curated record